Molecule: messenger RNA, 294 nt
Organism: Nezara viridula (southern green stink bug)
Lineage: Eukaryota; Metazoa; Arthropoda; Insecta; Hemiptera; Pentatomidae
Source: the annotation of a GenBank genome assembly
AUGGGUACCUGUCCCUCAGGUCGACAAAGGAUCAAAUUUGGUGAAAAGUCAAAUCUGCACCGUUUUACUUCCUCGAUGGAAUCAGACCAGGAGAGGCACAUUCAGAGUCCAUCAGAGCCCGAAGGCAAAGAUAAAGGUAAGGCGACGUCCGUAAACAAAGCCAGACUAAAAAAGAAAAUAUACCAAAGGAAGGAAAAGCGAGAGGGAUACCCUCAGAAUGAGGCGUCGAACUCCCAUUUCUGCCCUGGCUACCCAAAGGCGGCACUCUUUUUCUGGACGUUCAGCGCUAGUUAG